Messenger RNA from Sphenostylis stenocarpa, 243 nucleotides. Lineage: Eukaryota; Viridiplantae; Streptophyta; Magnoliopsida; Fabales; Fabaceae. The record is from the annotation of a GenBank genome assembly.
AUGGCAGGUUCUAGUGAGGUUGAAAUGGGAAUGAGGAGAAGUGAAGGUGGUGGAGGUUGCGGCUGGGAUGAGGAAGUUCGGAGCCCCUGUGUGGGAUGCACAGAAAGGGAUUACAGUGAUGACCGUGAAUGGGAGGGGAGAAAAAGGCUGCAAGUGGUGCGCGGCUUGGGAGGAAAAAGGAUUCUCUCAAGCUUCGGGGUUGUGGGGGAGGAGGCAUGGGAGAGUAUUGGUGGAGGCGUGUGA